AAACAAAACAAGACAAAACCCAACAAAACAAAAUUCUCUUUGCUGUUUUAUGCUUUUUCCUGCAUUACCAAGAGUUCUCCCUGCUGGUCAAGCCUGGUGUAGCCUGUGUUUGGUGUUGCCAGGAGACUUCUCAAAAACAGAAACAAGCGUCAACUGUACAUUCUGUCCCCCUGCAACACAUCCAAUUAUGGAAGUUAUGGAAAACUCAGAUGAGCUUUUAAAUACAAUUCAUUAGAUGGACCAGUCUAAUGAGAAGGAGAGGCUGAAGAUGAGAAUUGCUGUUCUGGAGCAGAGUGUAAAGUCCUGUGAGGUGGAGUGCAGAGCCAGCAGAGAGACAGUCCUGAGGCUGGUGGCUGAGCUGGACCGAGAGAGGAGGAAGGCUGCGAGCAGUGUCGCAGCACUCGAUUCACUCAAAGUGGAGCUAGAUGGCCUGAUGAUGGGAAGGAGGAGUGUUGAAAUGGAGACGCAGACCCUAACAGAGAGACUUGAGGCCAGUAAGAGAGUGAUAGAGGCAGCUAGACAAGAGUCAAACUGUUUGGAGAAACAGGUGGAGGAGCUUGAAAGAAAGCUCCAAGCCAGCCAAGGAGAGACCCAGGCUGCCGAAGAGAAAAGAGAAAUAUUCCUAAAAAAGGUGGCAGGUCUGCUGCAGGGGAAAUCGGAAAACAUUAUCCUGCCCACCGAGGAAGUAAUUUUACAAAAACUGGAUAAGCUGACUCUGCAGACCAUGACAGAGAUGGAGGCCAGGCUGUGUCAUGUCUCCGAGGAGCUGAGUAAGCAGACAGAGCUCCAGCAUGGCACACUACAGAGGGCUCAGCUUGCAGAGCAGCAAGUCCAAGACCUCAGGGAGGGACUGCAAGGUCUGGAGAACGAGCUGUUGACAGCGGACAUGCAUCUUGAUGGGCUCCGACAAAGCAAACAUCAUUAUGAGGAGUUCCUGGAGCAGCUCUCAGAGACAAUGAAAGUCGACAGUAUUGCUGUGGAUCUAGGCUUUGACAUGAGGCUCAAACUCAUCCUGGCACGCGCAGAACAACUUGUCAAACAAGAAGGAACUGCUUUAGUGGAGAGCAAAAGUCUGACCUACGGUCUACAGCGAAAGUUAAAGUCACAGAAGGACCAGCUAGAGAGCAAAGGGCUCCACAUCCAGCUCCUGAGGAAGAAGCUUUCAGAGCUGGAAGAGGAGAAGAGGAGCCGAUCAGCACUGGCUGUGGAACGAGACGAUGUUCAUCUGGAGACCAGGAGGCUGCAGAAAAAACUGGAGCGCCUGCAAGGCGAGCUGAGAGCCACAAAGAUGUCCAACACUGAGCUCAAGGCCCAGCUCUCUCACACUAAUGAACUCAAGUUGAAAGUCAUGGAACAGAGUCAGACCAUGCAGGAGCAGGACAAGAGGCUGGAUCAGCUGGUGAAGGGGAAGGCCAAGGUGGAGAAGAAGCUGAGUACAGUGAGCGCAGACCUACAGAACCAAGAGCAGAAGACCAGAGAGGAGCAGCAACAACUCAGACAGAGCUUGGCUCAGCUGUCUGAGAGGGAGCACGAGCUGCUGGAUUUCCGGACUCUUGUUUCCCAGAUGCUUGGUCUGGAUGCCACAGACCUGACUCUGCCAAACUAUGAAAUCAUCAGUUUACUGGAGAGCCUUCUUCACAGUCAUCAUCACCAUCAUCAUCAUGUGGAUAUGCCCUGGCACUGUCCUAUUCACCAGAGACCUCCUCUCCCUCCGGUCUGUGACCUUCCUGACAGCUCCACCUUGGAUGUUUCUUGCUCUGGGUCUGCUUGUCCAGAGGACGCAGUUCCCCUUUAAAAAAAACCUGGAUUCAUACAUUAUAACCUACUUAUGUCAAACUGCACUUAAAGGGAUGUUACUGUUGUCUAAAAAGUAUCUACAAACAGACCUUUUACAGUAUGAAAUAAUCUCUCAACAACCAUGUUCAUCUAAUUGUGUUUCAGGGGAAGCUUAGUAUAAAUAAGAUUAGCCAGUAAUUCACUGAAAAAUAUCAGAAAUGUGCAAUCACAUAAAUAAAAUCAAAUAAAAAGACAAGUA
Messenger RNA from Monopterus albus (swamp eel), 2035 nucleotides. It is a transcript of the gene ccdc170, whose product is annotated as coiled-coil domain containing 170. Lineage: Eukaryota; Metazoa; Chordata; Actinopteri; Synbranchiformes; Synbranchidae. The record is from RefSeq and is a predicted model, not a curated record. The transcript has 9 exons. The coding region runs from base 236 to 1795 and encodes 519 amino acids.